This is a messenger RNA of Alternaria arborescens, 1038 nucleotides long. RefSeq lists its product as hypothetical. Gene Ontology annotation, molecular function: protein kinase activity; ATP binding. NCBI's taxonomy places the organism in Eukaryota, Fungi, Ascomycota, Dothideomycetes, Pleosporales, Pleosporaceae. The transcript has a single exon. Bases 1 to 1038 code for a protein of 345 amino acids. Gene Ontology annotation, biological process: protein phosphorylation. The record is from RefSeq and is a predicted model, not a curated record.
AUGGCAAAGUACAUUGACCAUCCGUUCAUCGCCCGUCUCGCAUUCACCAAAGAAAUUCCCAAUAAGCUGUACCUUUACUCUCCUUUCAUUAGCGGUGGACACCUAUUAAACCAUGUACAGAAAGUUCGGCAAUUUGAUGCCGCCACGAGCAGACUCUAUGCCGCCGAGAUCGUUUGCGCCUUGGAGUACCUUCAUUCUCUGGACGUGUGCUGUUGGUUCAAAGCGGGAAACAUUAUGCUUGACUCGUUGGGCCACAUCACACUAUGUGGCUUUGGACUCUUUCGACAACGUGACGGCAUGCAUGCAGACUGGAAAAGGCCAGAGUAUCCUGCACCAGAGGUACUCACAGAUGACAAGUACAGCAAGGCCGCUGAUUGGUGGACGCUCGGUGUAGUCCUAUAUGAGAUGCUGACGGGCUUGUCACCGUUCUAUAGUAACGUGUUGGGAAACAUCCGCGACAACAUCAUUUCAGAGCCGCUGCACCUUCCCAGGUCAAUGCACGCGAAUACCAAGAACAUUAUAUCUCGUCUACUUGAUCGGGGUACUGAUCAACGAUUGGGUGCCAAUGUUAACGGAGCCUCUGAGGUGAGACAGCAUGCCUUUUUCGAGAAUCUCGAUUGGCAGGAGGUAAUCGAGCGAAAGACGGAUUCCUCGUUCCGACCUGGCUAUUAUGCAGGAGCCUUUGGAUCUUAUGGCGUCGAUUAUCCCCACACUGUCGGAUUUGGACAACUUGAGGAACCUCCCACCACUAGAAUGGUCUUGGGCUUUGGUGCACAUGGUGUUUCCGAGCCUGGAAUCAACGCGAUAGAUGUAAGAACAGGAGCUAGUAUGUUUGGAAGCAUCGAAGAGAAUGCCAAUACACCUAUAGUCACGGACGAGAAUAUGAAUCUCGGCACAGUUGUACAACUACGCACGGCACUUGAAGUUGCGUUGCAGUCCAACCAGCAAGACAGAGUUGCACUCCUCCUCGGAUUGAAGAUAGAUCUCGACACACCCGUCUUCCAGCACACCAGCCAACACUCAACCAUGUUCACAUGA